AUGUCUGCCGAUCCACACAGAUUGUUGGCCUGUCCAUUUAAUAUGGCACAUCAAAUCGAAUCAUAUAGAAUGCAUGUACACUUACAAAAAUGUAAAAAGCAAUAUCCUAAUGUUAUAAAAUUAGUAUGUCCAUUUGAUUCUACACACAUAGUGAAUAGUCCGGAGAUAGAUCACCAUGUAAACUCAUGUAUGCGUCGUGGAAUGCUAGACAACCAGUUAUAUAAUUUUGAUGAUAAUUCUUAUGUCCCAGUCACAGUUGUUGGCACAACAAAUAUACAAUGCGAAGAGUCCUGGGAUGAUGAGGUAGCCUCAUCAUACAAACCCGGAGAUUCCAAGGCACCUCAUAUAAUUACAAAACUCAGGGGAGCUACACCAUCAGAACGAAGAAAGGCUCGUAUGGAAAAGAUUAAGACAUAUCAACCACCACCAACAAAUAAUUAA
This is a messenger RNA of Pieris macdunnoughi, 441 nucleotides long. NCBI's taxonomy places the organism in Eukaryota, Metazoa, Arthropoda, Insecta, Lepidoptera, Pieridae. The record is from the annotation of a GenBank genome assembly.